This is a messenger RNA of Branchiostoma belcheri (Belcher's lancelet), 853 nucleotides long. Its product is annotated as leucine-rich repeat extensin-like protein 1. The record is from RefSeq and is a predicted model, not a curated record. NCBI's taxonomy places the organism in Eukaryota, Metazoa, Chordata, Leptocardii, Amphioxiformes, Branchiostomatidae. The coding region runs from base 8 to 853 and encodes 281 amino acids. The transcript has a single exon.
GAACGUAAUGGCGUCGCCCACACAGACGGGUCUCCCACCGAGGUUUCCCAGUCCAGCUUCAUUCCCUCCAGCUGUACCGUCGCAACCACCACCUCCCGGUACGUCUGUUACACCUACCAUAUACACAUCUCAGGCCACAGCCCACCCUUCACUCCAGCCUGGGGCUAACACUCACCCUCCCAGGCCGGUAUCGCAAAUCGACCGUCAACCACCACCUCCUGGUACAGCUGUUACAACUACCGUAUACACAUCUCAGGCCACAGCCCGCCCUUCACUCCAGCCUGGGGCUAACACUCACCCUCCCAGGCCGGCACUCCGGUAUGGGUCUACCACCCACCCACCCAGGCACCCUCAGCCCCCCCAGACCACUCGGCCCACUCUACCUGGCCAGCCUCCAAGCUACCGGUACUAUGCACCUACCGAUCCAGCUGCAGGCUUGCCUGUCACCUGGUACCAACCACCUGCUGUGCCUAGUCCCUCGUCUCCACCACACCUCAAAACGCCCCUCCCAGCCGCCUUCCUUGGCAAUGGCGACGAGGACUUCCCAGUUUGGCUGACCAAAUUCGAGGUAUAUGCCGAUGCUCACCUGUAUGAUGCGACCGUUCGAACCCGGGCUCUACCGACUUUCUUGGAUGGACCCGCUCUCACCUACUUCCAGAGCCUCCCCCAGGAAACAAACACGACUACCAGACACCUCUGCCAGGCAUUGUCGCAUGCGUUUUCCCAGGACAAGUACAUUUUCAGUUUCCAACAAUCACUGGCUCAAAGGAAACGCCAGCCAGGUGAGUCACUCAUCGUCUUUGCCUCAGAACUCAAACAUCUGGUCCGGCGGGCUCAUCGCACAUACAAGUGA